This is a messenger RNA of Aspergillus thermomutatus, 591 nucleotides long. RefSeq lists its product as uncharacterized. Gene Ontology annotation, molecular function: protein binding. The transcript has a single exon. Lineage: Eukaryota; Fungi; Ascomycota; Eurotiomycetes; Eurotiales; Aspergillaceae. Bases 1 to 591 code for a protein of 196 amino acids. The record is from RefSeq and is a predicted model, not a curated record.
AUGGAGACUUCCAAGACAGUGCUGGGAGCUGAGCAUCCUGUCACUCUGGCCAGCAUGGCUAACCUGGCAUCAACCUACCGGAAUCAGGGACGAUGGAAUGAAGCUGAGAAGCUGGGGGUGCAAGUAAUGGAGACUUCCAAGACAGUGCUGGGAGCUGAGCAUCCCGACACUCUGACCAUCAUGGCAAACCUGGCGUACACCUGGAAAUCUCAAAGAAGGCUUCCAGAUGCCAUAGCUUUAAUGGAAGCAUGUUGUCGGCUGCGUAAUAAGGCAUUAGGCCCGGAUCAUCCAGACACCAGAGAUUCCUUUCAUGCUCUUGGUAACUGGCGGGGCCAGCAGAAUUUGUUGCUAAAUGAAAACCUUCCAUCCUCAAACACUCAAAUUGAAGAAUCGGAACGUCUGCAGGAGGUUAUAGCACGGUACACUGCGGCUGCGAUGAUGGCUCAGCCACGCCGGGAAGAGCACAUCGAUCUGCCCCACUCCCAGAGACGAUUAGCGGCAGGAUUCUUUCUCGGAGAUCACCCCCUUAUCAUAACUUCCAGAGCACUUUCACCUGCGCCAGGGAGCCAAGACUUACAUGAAGUUGAUUAA